Leguminivora glycinivorella is the source of this 1828-nucleotide messenger RNA. It is a transcript of the gene Tsp26A, whose product is annotated as tetraspanin-5-like. Gene Ontology annotation, biological process: protein localization to plasma membrane; protein maturation. The record is from RefSeq and is a predicted model, not a curated record. Gene Ontology annotation, cellular component: membrane. NCBI's taxonomy places the organism in Eukaryota, Metazoa, Arthropoda, Insecta, Lepidoptera, Tortricidae.
UAGAGUAGAAUGCGCUUGGUUGCGCUCGAUAAUUUAGUUAAGUGUUCUGAUAUUUAGUUUUCUAUCUAAAUGUAGGUCGAAUUAAGUUAUUUGUGUGUUACAAUUAAUUAAGUAGUUUUAUUUAAGUGACAUGAAGUAAUUUUGUACUACAAAGAUGCCUGGAAUAAGAAAAUAUCGACGUGAUACCAGCGAAGUCAGCUGUUGUUUGAAAUAUGUUAUUUUUGGUGUAAAUGUGUUGUUUUGGUUCUUGGGUCUUAUAGUACUGGCAGUGGGCGUGUGGGCAUGGACGGAAAAGGACACAUUCAACAACCUGUCUCAGCUGACCAAUAUAGCACUGGAUCCAGCUUUCAUAUUGAUGUGUGUUGGGGCGAUCACAUUCAUAAUCGGCUUCACGGGCUGCGUCGGGGCUUUGCGUGAGAACACCUGCCUGCUGGCCUGCUAUGCGGUGUUUCUGGCGCUGUUGUUGCUGUCUGAGAUGACGACAGGAAUACUCUUUGUCUUCAAAGAUUGGAUAAAACAGCAAGCAACAACAGGUUUCCAGACCUUCAUCACGCAUUACAGAGAAGAUCCUGACCAGCAGAACCUGAUUGACUGGAUACAAGAGGAAUGGCUCCAAUGUUGCGGAGUAGAAGGCCCGCGUGACUGGGACCGCAACGCAUACUUCAACUGUUCAAGCGGCGCCGUAGGGUCACGAGAGGCCUGCGGAGUCCCCUUCAGCUGCUGCCGCAACAAGCCGCAAGACAUCAUCCGCAACAAGCAGUGUGGCUACGAUGUCCGCAAGCCGACCUAUCAAGUGAGCGAGCGCGUUAUCCACGAGCGCGGCUGCCUGGCGGCGGGCGAGGACUGGCUGCAGCGCCGCUUCGCCGUGGUGGCCGCGGCCUUCCUAGGGCCCAUCGCGCUUAAGGUUCUCACCAGUUAUGAUAUUGCUAAGAUAAUACACGAGAAAGGCUGCCUAGAAGCGGCCGAGGAGUGGUUUGACCGUAACUUGCUGGUGGUCGCUACGACCGCCGUUUGUACUACUUUUGCACACAUCCUCGGCAUAUGUUUCGCGCAAAACCUGCGCGCGGACAUAUUCGCCCAGAAGGCGAAAUGGCACUGACAAUCAGCCCCUCCUGCGGCCGUGUGACGCCCCGCGCGCGCACGCGACCCCUACGCCGCGCUCUACGACGUCGCCUGCCAUCUGGACAGGUGAACGCGAGGAGACACGACGACGCUCGCUAGUUACCUAACUUUUGGAUAGAUGGCGCUGUUGUUAACUUGAUGAUUUAGAUUUAGAAUAUCUUCAGGUGACAACCAAAACGGCCUAAACGCUGCCACGGGUACAGGAUAUACAUACCUGAAUAUGGUUGAUAUUAUUAAUAGGAGUUAGAGUUUUGGUUGUCACUUUGAUUCUGUGCGUUGUGGUUAGCCAAUAGUGUCAGUAGAAAAUUUAAACUAAACGUUCUUAAUUGAUUGAAUACAGAGUAUUUCUGGGUACAUAUUUAGUAAUAAUGCAGUUUAUUUUUGUAUACAUCGAGCGAAUCGACUUUUACCUUUUUGUAAACGGAAUUUACAACUUCAGUAUUUUAUUGAGGUUUACCAGUACAUAUCUAAUGAAUAUGGUUCUACUGACAAUAUUGCCUAGCUAAAACAAAUGUCGAUAUUUCUCUAAAUCUGUUGUUAACGCCUAAUAGUUGCUCCUUAUUAUCGUAUUAACCUAGCUUUUCUCAAACUCUUAAUAGCUUUCACAACGCAUCCUUAAAUCCUUCACUUUCACCUCUUUCCCGAAAAUUGUUAACGUUGGUGGUGAUAAAGUUUAUAAUAAAAUGUUGAUGUUGUCAUAAGAAUU